AGCUGAAGCUGAUGAGUUAGUUAAUGGGGUUCCUUUAGGGCCUCACGCUGUGAAGGUUUUGGUUGAAACUGCAAUAAAAGCAGACACUUUUUUAUGGCGACCUGCACAUAAUAUGUUUACUAUGGAGGAUGCAGUUGGCGAAAUGAUUGCAUGGCAUUCUGAUCACUGUAUUGUUGCAACAGCAGGUCUCAUUCCAGAAGACAAUGCUCCUACAAGCCCUUUCACAAGUUCAGUUAACAAAUGCAAGCUCAUGGACUAUAUACAGAAGGAGGAAGUGGUUGCUUUAGGCCGAUGGCAGACUAAAGAACCAAAAUCAUUGGUGAAUGGACUUCCUCUUGGUCCUAAUGCAGUAAAAGUGUUUGUCGAUGAGGUACUAAACCCAACGGCAUUCAUAUGGAGGCCUACUGUAGGAAAGACAAAUAUGGAGGAUUUUCUGAACUGUUAUGUAGCAUGGCCUGCAAAUUGCGUUGUGUUUGAGCCGGAUAUAACAGAUUCUCCACGUCGUCAACAAUCAGAUUCUAAAGCAGUGAGUUCAUCUUCUAAGAAUCAGAAGUCUCCAUUAACUCCACCAGCUCCUAAGAAACCAUUUACUCCUGCAUCUCCUCUUCGCAGAUCUGAGCGUAACAAAUUCAAGCCAAAUCAAAAAAUCCAGCUGCUGGAUCUGUCUGGAAACAAGGUGAUCGUCGCUGAAGGACGUUGGUCUUCGAGUAAUCCUGAGCAUCUUGUCCACUUUCAGCCUUUGGGGCUUGGUGCUUGUAGAGUCUUUGUGGAUGUUGUGAAGGUGAAAGAUGCAUCUGUGUGGAGGACUUCAUCUAAGAUUGAGUAUAUGGAAGAUGCACUUGGAAGCACUCUUGCUUGGCCAGAGGAUAAAAUUAUAACGGUGAGAGUUUUGUUCAUUUUUUUGUUCUUUCUCACUUGGAAGCACUCUUGCAUAAAUGUGAACCGAAGGUUAUGUCUUACUUUUCAGGUUUGACAAAAGAGCAGAAGGAACCAUGCAACUAUUUAAGUUCUUGUUGACAUAAAUGACUUGGUGUUUGCUGUUUCAGAACAUGGCUUUUGUUUUUCAAUUACUCGGUGUUUCUCUUUUUUUCAUGUGUCGGAUGGAUUGAAAUGUUUGUAUGGUUUGAAUGAUUUACUUAAGUUAAGACUUUAUGUUAUUGUGUUUGAUCCAUUUUAUCAUUUCAGUUUUACAAAGGCCCAAUAAGAUAAAUGUCCAUAUCUAGUUUACAAAGAACAAAUCACUAUUCUCGGUUUAGGGCAAGGAUAGGGGUUAGGAUUCUCAUGUUUUUGUUAGUGAUUAGGUUUAGAGAUUUCUUUUAAGGUUUAUUCUAAUCAUAGUUUUGAGGUCGUUUUAAAGAAACUAUAACACACAUUAAGACAAAAUUAUAUGUUAAUCACAAAAUACAUGAUGUAGUUCCCUUUCCACAUUAUCUUUCUUGUGAAAGGGUUAGCAUAUGUAGUGUUUAGUUUGAGGGUUAGGGUAUAUUGGUGUAGUUAAAGUGUUUAGUGGUUUAUAUAUUUAGAAAUUGAUGUCUAAAGUUAGAUUUAUAUUUUAGAAUCAUGAUUAUAUUUUUUACAAAUUUUAGAUAAUUUUAAAAAUAUUUAUAAAUAACCAGAAACAUAAUUUCUCUUCUUUUUUUAAUAGCCAUCGAUUGAUAUCUCAGAUCAAAGGCCCAUAAUCCACCAUCCAUCAGCUAUCCUCGUUCUCUCUUCCUAUUGGUUGAUUAUUUUAAGGCAAGGAUCAUAAUCUUGUCCGUUCGUAAAUGUUAAUCUAACGGUUCAGAAUUGUUUUUUCUUUUAUCUCCUUCCUUCUCUCUCAGAACGUACGCCCACCGCAAACUAGGUUAGAGAGUUAUCUCAAACCACCACAAAUCUCUUUGUGACACCACGAGCCCACCUCGACCCACCACUAAUCACUGUCUACCCAUCACGAUUCCAUCUCAAACAACCAUGAUUCUCUCUUAAGCGACCACGAUUUCUCUCUCUGGGUUUCCAUCGAACUCAUCCAUAUCAAAAGGUCUGCGCCCUCUAAAGUCUAAACCCUAGAUUUAUUUCAUCUGUAUGAUUAUUAUAUAUUUCUCUAAUUAAAAAGGUAACAACUCUUACAGAUCCUUAUAGAUUCGAACCCUCACAGAUCUGGGUUGGGAACUUCUUCAAAGGUCAGAGAUACUCGAUUUCCAUUUAUUCUUCUUCAAAUAUCAUCUUCGAUUUAUUAUUUCUUCUUCGAAUAAGUUUUCAUUUUCAGUUUAGAUAUUCAUAUUCAAAUAUCUAUUAAAGUUCUAACUUGUGUUAACUUUACAGUCUAGAAACUAUAAUGGAAGGAAGGAAGAGCAUCGUAUGUGCACUGCCGGCAUCUGGAGUGAGACCACAACUACUCCAAAAACAAAAACCACAACAAGAAGCACUCAACAGAGAACAAGAACGAGGACAGUCCUCGGGAGGAAAUGAUGUGGAGGAGAUAACCAGAACAGAGUUCAGAACCUCUCUUGGCUACUUGACACGCAUUGAGGAACCUGAAGAAGACAUCGACCCAAUGUUCAGAAACUCAUCUCUUUUCAGACGCCCACCACAAGCACAAGGACAGUCCUCGCGAACCAAGUCUGGCCGUCAUUACUAAUUGUUGUUUAUGUAUGUUGUUUAUGUCUGUUGUUUAUGUAUGUGUUUUUUUGCUAUAUGAUGAAUCAAUUGUCAGCACAUUAUAGUGCUUUUUGCAUAUUUCUAGUCUGGUUACAAUUACUAAAAUUUCUAUUUUUUAAUUUUCUUUUUUUACAA
Messenger RNA from Brassica rapa (field mustard), 2772 nucleotides. RefSeq lists its product as uncharacterized. The record is from RefSeq and is a predicted model, not a curated record. NCBI's taxonomy places the organism in Eukaryota, Viridiplantae, Streptophyta, Magnoliopsida, Brassicales, Brassicaceae.